GAGAGCACGUGCCUAAGACCGUGGCGAACUUCGAAGCACUGUGCAAGUGCGACAAAGGGGCUCCGCUGUGCUAUCGGGGCACUCCCUUCCACCGCAUCAUACCGGGAUUCAUGGUACAAGGGGGUGACACCACCAAUGGUAAUGGGACUGGCGGAGUGUCCAUCUAUGGUGGACGCUUCGAAGACGAGCAGUUUGGAGUGUCGCACAACAAACCCGGGCUGCUGAGCAUGGCGAAU
Messenger RNA from Symbiodinium necroappetens, 236 nucleotides. The record is from the annotation of a GenBank genome assembly. Lineage: Eukaryota; Dinophyceae; Suessiales; Symbiodiniaceae.